AAGACCCCACAUGUUGAAGAGGUAAUGUAAUAUUACUACUACUACCACGUCACUAUUUCCACCACCAUUUUUCCAUGAUGCAAAUCAAGAGCGGUUUUCCGUUCCAACGUUUCACCGUUAUUUACUCAUUCAUUCAUCAUUACUACCACUACUACUAAAUGGUACUAUGGUGGAGCUCCCAUUAACUUUGUCAGUUAGAGCCGUUCCACUUCACACCAUUUUUCUCGCACACACCGUUACAGCCACCACACCAAAUAAUCCCGUUAACAAUAACAACAACCAUUCUUAAAAUCCUCUAUGUUCUGUUCUGUUCUUCACCACCACAAAAAAACUUUACUCUUUUUUUCAACUCUUCUAUUGCUACUACUACUACUACCCCACUAUUUCAUUUACAUUCAUAACCAACACUACACAACACAACACAACACAACCCAUUUAGGUGCAGAUUAUUAAAGUGUGUUUUGUUACGGAACAAAAAGACAUUCUUCACUUUAUUUCAGAUCUGUAAUACAAGAAAAAUUAGCUUUGUCUUUCACCCAACAUUAGUCUUAUUGCAGAAACACUUCAUUCUUUGUUGCUGCUGGAACUGGAGGUGGAAAAAAAAUGAAACUUGUUCAUACUUUAUGCUUUAUUAUAUGCAUAUUGUGUGUGAAUUUAUGGCAUGGAAAUUGUGAACCUGUUGAAGAUAAAGUGGUUUUGCUGGAGUUUAUGAACAAGUUUUCACCUUCAAGGACUCUGAAUUGGAAUGAGAGUUUAUCUGUUUGUGAUAAUUGGACUGGUGUAACUUGCAAUGAAGAUAGGUCUAGAGUAAUAGCUAUUCGUUUACCAGGUGUUGGAUUUCAUGGAAAUAUUCCACCUAAUACUAUUAGUAACCUUUCAGCUCUUCAAAUUCUGAGUCUUAGAUCCAAUUUCAUAACUGGGUUUUUUCCUUCUGAUUUUUCCAAUCUAAAAAACUUGUCUUUUCUUUAUCUUCAGUUCAAUAAUUUAUCUGGGUCUUUACCUGAUUUCUCAGCUUGGAAAAAUCUUACUGUUGUUAAUUUGUCAAAUAACAAAUUCAAUGGUAGUAUUCCUUUUUCACUUUCUAAUUUGACUCAGCUUUCUGGUUUGAACCUUGCAAACAAUUCUCUUUCUGGUGAAAUUCCUGAUCUUCAUUUCUCAAGAUUGCAGCAGCUGAAUUUGUCUAACAAUAAUUUACAUGGAACUGUGCCUAUGUCUUUACAGAGAUUUCCUGAUUCAGCUUUCAUUGGAAAUAAUAUUACUCUUGGAAAUUAUACUGCUGUUUCGCCUGUGGUUUCGCCGGUUUUUGUGCCUUCUUCGAGCUCUGAGAAACGUGGGAGAUUAAGUGAAACAGCACUUCUGGGAAUUGUUAUUGUUGGUAGUUUUCUUGGGCUUGUAGCAUUUGGUUUUUUGAUGUUUGUGUGCUGCAGUUCUAGAAAAAAAGGUGAAGACGACGAUGAUGCAUUUGUUGGAAUGUCGAAUAAGGGUAAAAUGUCUCCUGAAAAAGCAGUCUCGAGGAACAUGGAUGCUAAUAAUAAACUGACUUUCUUUGAGGGAUGUAAUUAUGCCUUUGAUUUGGAGGAUUUGUUGAGAGCUUCUGCCGAAGUUUUGGGAAAGGGAACGUUUGGUACUGCUUAUAAGGCGAUUCUUGAGGACGCAACCGGGGUUGUUGUGAAGAGGUUGAAGGAGGUAGCCUUUGGAAAGAAGGAUUUUGAGCAAUUCAUGGAAAUUGUUGGAAGUCUUAAACAUGAGAAUGUGGUUGAGCUUAAGGCAUAUUAUUAUUCCAAAGAUGAGAAACUGAUGGUAUAUGAUUACUACAACCAAGGGAGUGUCUCUUCUUUGUUGCAUGGGAAAAGAGGAGAGGAAAAGGUGCCUUUAGAUUGGGAUACUCGGUUGAGAAUAGCUUUAGGUGCUGCAAGAGGCAUCGCUCGCAUCCAUGUUGAAAAUGGUGGUAAACUUGUACAUGGAAACAUCAAGUCCUCAAACAUCUUUCUCAACACUAAACAGCACGGCUGUGUAUCUGAUCUUGGUCUAGCGACCAUAUCAACCUCACUUCCCCUACCAGUCUCACGAGCUGCCGGUUACCGAGCACCUGAAGUUACAGACACAAGGAAAGCAGCACAACCUUCAGAUGUUUACAGCUUUGGAGUGGUGUUACUAGAGCUUCUAACUGGGAAAUCACCUAUCCACAAUACUGGCGGCGAUGAGAUUAUCCACCUAGUGAGGUGGGUUCAUUCGGUUGUGCGAGAGGAGUGGACGGCCGAAGUAUUUGACUUAGAGUUAAUGAGAUAUCCAAAUAUAGAAGAAGAGAUGGUGGAGAUGUUGCAGAUAGCUAUGUCAUGUGUGGUAAGAAUGGCUGAUCAGAGACCUAAGAUGUCAGAAGUUGUGAAGAUGAUAGAAAAUGUGAGACAGAUCGAUAAUACACAAACUCGACCAUCAUCUGAUAACCAAGGAGGAGUUAAAUUAUCAUCUCAACGCGAUAACGACAAUGAUAACUCGCCUUCUUCCACUUCUUCCCCCUUACCAAAAGGAAGUGAUUGAAAACAAAUUUGUUGCUUUUUAUUUCAUUUGAGUGUAUUUGUUCCACGUUCUAAAAAAGUGCAAGAUGAUUAACUACUUAUUAUUUUUUUCAUAUGUUUUUUUAA
This is a messenger RNA of Trifolium pratense (red clover), 2642 nucleotides long. Its product is annotated as probable inactive receptor kinase At4g23740. Lineage: Eukaryota; Viridiplantae; Streptophyta; Magnoliopsida; Fabales; Fabaceae. Bases 604 to 2538 code for a protein of 644 amino acids. Gene Ontology annotation, biological process: protein phosphorylation. The record is from RefSeq and is a predicted model, not a curated record. Gene Ontology annotation, molecular function: protein kinase activity; protein binding; ATP binding. The transcript is spliced from 3 exons.